AUGUCCGCCAUCAUCGACGACAAGUCAGAGCACUGCAUUCCCUUCAUCCUCGACCGCAUCAAGGCCCACCGCGCUCUGCAUGGCGAGAAUGCGCGGCCCUUCUUCCUGGGCCUGAAUGGCGUGCAGGGCGCUGGCAAGACGACCCUGGUCACCACCCUCUGCAGCACGCUCCGUUCCCCGCCCUACUCGCUCCCCACCGCCGUCCUCAGCAUCGACGACCUCUACCUGACCCACGACGACCAAAUCGCCCUCGCCUCGACCGACCCGACCAACCCGCUCAUCCAGCACCGCGGCGAGCCCAGCACGCACGACCUCGACCUCGGCCGAUCCGUCUUCGCCUCGCUCUUGCACAAACAGCCGACCAAGAUCCCCGUCUAUGACAAGUCGCGCUUCGCGGGCGCUGGCGACCGCGCGCCGGCCGAGACGUGGGAGGAGGUCAACGCUCCCGGGCAGCCGCCCGUCGAGGUCGUUGUCUUCGAGGGCUGGUGCGUCGGCUUCCGCGCGCUGCCGGACGACGUGCUGGAGGCGCGCUGGGCCGAUGCGAAGAAGCGCGUGGACGCCGGCGAGAGCUACGAUGGCCAGCUGGCGCGCCACGAGCUUGCGCACUUGCGCUUCGUGAACGACAAGCUGCGCGAGUACGACGCGCUGACUGACAUGCUUGACGCCUUUGUGCAUAUCGAUGCCGAGAACACGCAGUACGUCUACGACUGGCGCCUGCAGCAGGAAGCUGCUAUGCGCGCUGCCAAGGGUACUGGCAUGACGGAUGCGCAGGUCAUGAACUUCGUGAACGGCUACUAUCCCGCGUACGAGCUCUAUACUGAGACUCUCCGUUCCGGCAUUUUCAAGGGCGAAAAGGGCAAGCAGCUCCGUCUCGUCGUUGGCAAGGACCGUCGCGUCAAGUCCGUCCAGAAGCUGUAG
This is a messenger RNA of Lasiodiplodia theobromae, 918 nucleotides long. RefSeq names its product Uridine cytidine. Gene Ontology annotation, cellular component: cytoplasm. NCBI's taxonomy places the organism in Eukaryota, Fungi, Ascomycota, Dothideomycetes, Botryosphaeriales, Botryosphaeriaceae. The record is from RefSeq and is a predicted model, not a curated record. The coding region runs from base 1 to 918 and encodes 305 amino acids. The transcript has 4 exons.